AUGCACUCGGAAGGUCCUCUGAAAAAGAAGUAUGACCGAAAAUGUGUGCCAGUCCGGAGAGUAUCAUCCUGGGAGCGUGAGCAAAUUGAGAAGCGGCAGAAGCACCUGAAAAACUUUAAGGGGGUGAAGUGGCAGAAACUACACCGCGAGGAUGAGCUGCGAAAAGCAAAAGCAAAGGCCGAUGGUAUACGGUAUGUGAGGUUGUCUUCAGUACGUUCCGCGUCAAUUGCACCGAGCAGGGUAUCGCGGGUAGCGGCAAGGAGACCUCGAAGCGUCAGAUUCACUGCCGCCAGGAAGAAGAACCCCCACAAACCACGCGGACACUUGACAUACCAGCCUACAAAUACUCGCACGUAUAACGAAAACGAAAUAGCCCAUUCCACUUACCGCCGUGCCCUGAAAAGAUACAGGUAUCGACGCGAGCCACCACCACCUACGCCUAUAACCAUACAAAACCUCCGGAUAUUCACCAUGGAAGAGGCGAAAAAGAGGAAAGAAGAGCAAGGUGGUUUUGAAAAAAGAAUAUUCGACACAAUUUUUAAAAUAAUCGAGGACGACCCAGCCAGCAAGUUCUUGCGCAUGCAAGUCCGCUGCAUUGAGCAGCUGCGAGAGAAAUCACCACCGCGGCAGACCGACCCGACCCUCCUCCGCGCUGAAAAACAGUUGUUUCAACUAAUCAAGGACCACGGGUAUAUAAGUGACGUUAAAUUGCAAGCUAGGACGGUGAAGCGCUUGCAGUCAGCCGCCGCCAGAGCCAGAGCCGACGCCUCUGAACAAAGCAAGCCGGUCCAACCGGAGCACAGACGGGAAGCCGCAGGCCCCCCCCCAGCUCCCGAUCCGGCCGACAAAGACGCCCCCGAAGGCAGCGAGCCGGGUGAUCGCGAGCAUGUCCGCGCUCGGGAAACAGCGGGCCCUGCUGCCGCUCUUGCCGCUCCAGUUCCAGCGGAUGAAGACGUCCGCGAACGCUCCAGGCCGAUUAAAGCCGAGCAUGGAGACCGACAGGAGAGCAGACGGGCAAAGACACCGCCUGCUGCCAGCGCCCGCCACAAACACUUCCUAAAAUUGGAAGCAUCUGAAUCAUCCCUUGCUGACCUUUACGACCUACCUUCACCUCCUCGCCAGGUUAGACACCUUGUUCUAGCGCCAACACCUGACUAUAUCUUGAGGGAGGAGAAGAAGAAUGAAGAACCUCUUGAUACAAACACGAGCCAGAGAAAAUUCCCCAGAUCUACGGGGUCUGCGUCCUCCGUUGGCGGCCCCUUGGAUUCACCCUCACCGCCUCGCCACGCGAGAGAGCCCGCUCUAGCGCCAAAACCAGACUAUAUAUUGAGGCAGGAGGACAAGCGGAAUGAAGAAUCUCUUGAUUCAAACACAAACCAGAGAAAAUUCCCCAGAUUUACGGGGUCUGCGUCCUCCGUUGGCGGCCCGUUGGAUCCACAAUCGCCUCGCAACACUACACGGCCCGUCCCAGGACCCAAAGCCGCCCCUAUCCAGAGGCGUGAGAACAAGCGCCAUGGGGAACCGCUUGAUCCCGACACGAGCCGCAAGCUACCCCCGAAACCACAAACCUCCGCGUUCUCAGUCGGUGAUCCCCUGGAUCCACCGCCAUCUGUACACCACGCUAGACAGACGCCUCCCGCGCCCACACCCUCCCAAGUCUACCAACAAAGGGACACCCAGACAGGAGUUCCCCUCCAUAUCAACACCCUUUAUAAACCCCCACCGAAAUCGAUCGCUUCGGCAUCUUCCAUCGGCGACCGCUUCGACCUCACCUCGCCAUCACACCGCGCCAAGCAAUCUACCAUUGCCCCCCAGCCCCCUCAAGGCCAGCGACAAAAAAGCAAGCAACCAGUUGUACCAAUUGACGCCGGCACGCGCCACAAGUCGCCCCCGAAAUUAGUCGACCCCGCGCCUUCCAUCGGCGACCCCCAAGAUGCCCCCCCACCGUCCCAGCGCGCCAAAACCCCCAUUCCAGCACUCAAGCCUUCCCGCCUCCCCCAAGAAGAAACCGCGCGACCGAGCACAGCACCCGAAGCCAGCGCUCGCCCCAGCAAACGGCCCGACUCCCGCGCCUCAUCCACUUCCAUCGGCUCGCGCUUCGAUCUUCCCACUCAACCGCCGCGCGGACCGCAAGCCCCUGCAUCCAGCCAACCACAACGCGGCAGACAGCCCAUUGCAGCACUGAAACCUUCUCCCCUCCACCGAGAGGAAACCGCCCGCCCAAGCACAGCACCCGAAGCUAGCGCCCCCGCCAACAAACGGCCUCAAUCCAGCGCAUCCAAUUCUUCCAUCGGCUCCCGCUUCGCCCCCUCCCCACCUCCCCGCGCCAGGCAGCCUGCGCCCCUACCCAGACCCUCCCCACUGCACCGGCAAGAAACAGCGCGCCCAAGCACAGCCCCUGAAUCCGGCGCUGCGACAAACAAACGGCCCCGGUCCAGCGUUUCCGUCUCCUCACACGCAUCCACCUUCGCCCCUCCCCGCUCGCCCUCCCGCGGCAGACAACGCGAGCGCAGUAUCCCCCCUCCACUACCAAAACGCCGUCGUCGUCGUCGCGGUGAUGGCGACGAUGCAGCAACCCCACAAAGUCCAGACCGCUGCUACCCUUCCUCCGACUCGCCCUCCCCCCCACCCCCCCGCGAACCCCGCAUCCCACCCCGCCCGCGCUUCAAACCCAUGAAAUCCAUAACAGACAAAGAAGACAAAGCCUCCCGCGCCAUCAUGCACCCGGCCUCCAAACCUCUAGCGAAACUCUCUGAUGCGGCGAAGGUGACGAGUGAUUUCGCGACGCUGGGACGGACACAGAAGCCGCAUCCGAGUUUUUUGAAGGCGAAGGUUAAUGCUAAUUAUAAGCAUGUUAGGCAUGUUAAUAGAGCCGGGGGGAGGAGGAGGGAGGUGGUGGAGGUGCCGAGGAGUUUGUGGGAUAGUGUUGGGAUGCCGCCGGGUGGGCCUGGUGGGCAGGGGUUGGGGGGAUUGGGAGGAGGAGGGGGUGGCGGUGGUGGAGGGCGGAGGGACGGGGGCGGGACCGGUGCAAGUUCGGUCGCUGAGAGGAAGCGGGGUGGCAGCUGGUGGUGGUGUGAGCAGGGAGAGGGAUAGGGUUGUGCAGUGGAUUAAUCAGGAGUUUGGUCCGGGUGGUGGAGAGGAGGGUGGUGGUGGUGUGUUGUGAUAUUGUAUCACUGCUCGCGCGGCGUUUGAUGGGGUUAUGUGCUACAACCCGAAGAAGAAGAAGGGCUGGCUGGUUGGUUUGCUGUAUGGAUACCACAUUGAAGUUGCUGAGGCUGCGAGAACUGAGAGCUGCGGGUGACGGCGUUGAUAUUGCUGAAGCUGAUAUUGGGCAAGAAUGUUUUGGGUUCUACCUACCUACCUAGCUGGCACGUUACAACUUGCAACUUGCACCUUGCAUUUGCCUCGCGCUGGAGAAAUACGAUGGG
Pseudogymnoascus verrucosus is the source of this 3428-nucleotide messenger RNA. RefSeq lists its product as uncharacterized. Lineage: Eukaryota; Fungi; Ascomycota; Leotiomycetes; Thelebolales; Thelebolaceae. The coding region runs from base 1 to 3093 and encodes 1030 amino acids. The record is from RefSeq and is a predicted model, not a curated record. The transcript is spliced from 3 exons.